Messenger RNA from Saccostrea cuccullata (small rock oyster), 1437 nucleotides. RefSeq names its product tRNA methyltransferase 10 homolog C-like. NCBI's taxonomy places the organism in Eukaryota, Metazoa, Mollusca, Bivalvia, Ostreida, Ostreidae. The record is from RefSeq and is a predicted model, not a curated record. The transcript is spliced from 6 exons. Gene Ontology annotation, molecular function: tRNA binding. Bases 251 to 1399 code for a protein of 382 amino acids. Gene Ontology annotation, cellular component: nucleoplasm; nucleus; mitochondrion. Gene Ontology annotation, biological process: positive regulation of mitochondrial translation; mitochondrial tRNA 5'-end processing.
GAUGUGCGAUGGUCUUUUGACUGUGUCUUGAUGGAAAAAUUCUUUACAUGCGGAUGUUUUUGAUAUGCCAAAGUCACUUUGUUAUAGAUGUUAUCUUUUCUCCUGUACAUAGUUGGGCAUUUGUUUUCUUUGACAAAUAUUCUUUGUGCACCAAUGCCCCUUGUAUUUUGCAAAUAUUUUCUGUUGUCUUUCAUAGUUUCAUGGGGAAGCUCAGACGGUGAUAUGUCACUUUCCUGAACUCCAGAAAAGAAUGUGGUCGAUAAAGUUAUUAGGGAGGAAACUGACUGGAACUAACUGCUACAGAAUGAAAAAUCAUUGGUCUCGAUUGUUUUCCUCCCCAAGUCUGUCAGUAAAUGGGAAGACUGUGUUUUAUCCCACAGACAAGAUCAGGAAUUUGGAGGAUUUUGAGAAAUUUGCUAGUCCUGAGGAGAAGGAGCUGUUACAGAAAGUUCAGUCUGAGUACCAGGCCCUCCGGGCAAUGGGCAGAUUAGAGGUUAGUUAUCAGGUCCUCCGGGCAAUGGGCAGAAUAGAGAUAGAGCUUUCAGAUCUACAGUGGUUGUUGCUGAUGAAUUUGGAUACGGCUAAGGCCAGGCGGAAAAAGUUUAGGAUUUUUCAAAUGAGGCAAAGGGAGAGAAUACUGGAUAAGGCAAGGGAAAGUGAAUCUGAAGAGAAAGAAGAAGAGUUAAUGCCUGCAGACAUCACACUUUUCUAUAAGCACAUCUACACCGCCACAGAGAGAUUGCUAAUCAAGAAUCGUGUUGCUCAGGCAAUGAUGCUAGAAGACCCCAUUCUGAUAGACUUAGGACUUACGGACAAAUUAGUUUACAAGGAAAUAUUAGCAGUGGCUGGGCAAAUUCAAUCAUUAGUGGCGGCCAUCAAUGCCUCUGUUUACGAACCAUCCCCGACACUGAAUGUUAUUCUGUGCAAUGUUAAACCUUCUGUUGAGGAAAACGAAGUCAUAAAGAUUCUCAGAAUGAGACAUUUGGGUAGAAAUGCUCGGCUGGAAGAUCUUCCAUUUUCCCUAGUGACUGAGAAAAGUUACCUAGAGUUGUUUCCGAGGGAAGAUUUAGUGUACUUAACGGAAGAUGCCAGGAAGUACUAUUAUCCCGGGGAUGAUGGGAUACCAAUCAUAGGGGCCAUGGAGGACCAGAAACGGUCUGAUAGCGCCAAAUUGUCAUUCAAAAGGGCAUUUAAAGAUGAUAUUAUUACCUGUAAACUUCCCUUUAAAUAUGACAAAACGAGAAGUAGACCACUGAGGUUAGCAUUAAACCAGAUUGUGGAAUAUGUAGCAAAACUAAACUUUACCCAUGAUCCUGUGCAAGCCGGUGAUGUUUUACCAUCCAAAAAAAGAAUUCAAAAUGACAAUAUAAACGAGGUAGAAGAUAAUGAGAAUGGCUGAAUUUUCAUCUUUUUUACAAUAAAUGUUUAAUACUGGUA